AUGGUUGUGUGUCGCAGGGAGGUGGUCACGACAGAUGCCAGCUCCAUGGGAUGGGGGGCUGUGUGGCAGCACAGAGCAGUUCGGGGCAGCUGGAGUCACCAGGAUCGCUCCAGACACAUAAAUGUUCUGGAGCUACAUUCUGUGUUUCUACCUCUCAGGCACUUCUUGCCCCACCUGGAGGGGAAGCAUGUCCUGGUUCGAUUGGACAACACCUCCGUGGUCUACCACAUCAACCAUCAGGGUGGCACCAGGUCGGCACAGCUCCUGAAGGUGGCCAGGGAUCUCCUGAGAUGGGCCUCCCCUCGCCUGUCCACUCUGUGGGCAGUGUACAUACCAGGGCAGGACAACUGGACUGCAGACUCCCUUUCUCGGCAGGCACCUGCUCCAGGAGAGUGGUCUCUCCACAGCGACAUAYUGRYCAUGAUAUGGGAUCUCUACGGUCAGGCAGAAGUAGACCUGUUUGCCACAGAAGAGUCGACUCAUUGCCCUCUAUGGCAUUCCCUUACGGGGGCAUCAAGCGCACUGGGCCAGGACACCUUGGCACGUCCCUGGCCAAGAGUCCUUCUAUGUGCCUUUCCACCACUUUCUCUGAUUUGGGUGACUCUUCAGAGAGUUCUCGAAGAGGGCCACAGAUUGCUGCUGAUAGCUCCAUAUUGGCCAGCACGACCAUGGUUCCCACUUCUAUGGAGUCUGUGCCAAGACACCCCAUGGUGUCUUCCAACCAGGAGGGACCUAUUGUCUCAGUUCGGGGGACUGAUCUGGCACCCCAAUCCUCAAUGCCUCAGGCUGUGGGUGUGGCCACUGGGAGGCUUGAGCAGCAACUGACUGGAUAUUCAGACUCUAUCAGGUACACUAUUUUAAGUGCUAGGGCACAUUCUACUUAUCAGCAAUAUGAAACCAGGUAGAGUUUG
This is a messenger RNA of Austrofundulus limnaeus, 911 nucleotides long. RefSeq lists its product as uncharacterized. NCBI's taxonomy places the organism in Eukaryota, Metazoa, Chordata, Actinopteri, Cyprinodontiformes, Rivulidae. The coding region runs from base 1 to 825 and encodes 274 amino acids. Gene Ontology annotation, molecular function: nucleic acid binding. The record is from RefSeq and is a predicted model, not a curated record. The transcript has a single exon.